Messenger RNA from Ochotona princeps (American pika), 2398 nucleotides. Its product is annotated as glycine receptor subunit alpha-4. The transcript is spliced from 9 exons. Gene Ontology annotation, cellular component: neuron projection; plasma membrane; synapse. NCBI's taxonomy places the organism in Eukaryota, Metazoa, Chordata, Mammalia, Lagomorpha, Ochotonidae. The coding region runs from base 163 to 1536 and encodes 457 amino acids. Gene Ontology annotation, biological process: chemical synaptic transmission; nervous system process; signal transduction. Gene Ontology annotation, molecular function: glycine binding; transmembrane signaling receptor activity; chloride channel activity. The record is from RefSeq and is a predicted model, not a curated record.
GGGAGAGAGAGAGAGAGAGAGAAUACAACUCCUAGCCCAGCCCCACGGGCUCCCUGUAAGCAGCCAAAGUUGGAGGAAGACACCGAUCUUUGGGCGUUCCCACAGGGAUAUCCCCUCUUACCUUGGCAGCCAGGCUGAAAGGGCGCCAAGGUGCCCUGCGGAAUGACAACUCUUGUUCCUGCAACCCUCUCCUUUCUUCUCCUCUGGAUCCUGCCAGGGCAGGUCCUCCUCAGGGUGGCCUUCGCAAAAGAUGAUGUCAAAUCUGGGACCAAGGGGCCCCAGCCCAUGUCACCUUCUGAUUUCUUGGACAAGCUCAUGGGGCGCACAUCUGGUUAUGAUGCCAGGAUUCGACCUAAUUUUAAAGGCCCACCCGUGAAUGUGACCUGCAACAUCUUCAUCAACAGUUUCGGCUCCGUCACUGAGACCACUAUGGACUACAGGGUGAAUGUCUUCUUGCGGCAGCAGUGGAAUGAUCCACGUCUGGCCUACCGAGAAUAUCCUGAUGACUCUCUUGACCUGGAUCCCUCAAUGCUGGACUCUAUCUGGAAGCCAGACCUGUUCUUUGCCAAUGAGAAAGGGGCCAACUUCCAUGAGGUGACCACAGACAACAAAUUGCUGCGCAUCUUCAAGAAUGGGAAUGUGCUCUACAGCAUCAGGUUGACCCUCAUCCUGUCCUGUCCAAUGGACCUCAAGAACUUCCCCAUGGACAUCCAGACCUGCACAAUGCAGCUGGAGAGCUUCGGCUACACCAUGAAUGACCUCGUGUUUCAGUGGUUGGAAGAUGCUCCUGCUGUGCAAGUGGCUGAGGGCCUGACCUUGCCCCAGUUUAUCUUGCGGGAUGAGAAGGAUCUAGGCUACUGCACCAAGCACUACAACACAGGGAAAUUCACCUGCAUCGAGGUAAAGUUUCACCUGGAACGGCAGAUGGGUUACUAUCUGAUUCAGAUGUACAUCCCCAGCUUGCUCAUCGUCAUCCUGUCCUGGGUCUCCUUCUGGAUCAAUAUGGAUGCUGCCCCUGCCCGUGUAGGCCUCGGCAUCACCACCGUGCUCACCAUGACCACUCAGAGCUCUGGUUCCCGGGCCUCUUUGCCCAAGGUAUCCUAUGUGAAGGCCAUUGACAUCUGGAUGGCCGUGUGCCUACUGUUUGUUUUUGCUGCCCUGCUGGAAUAUGCCGCUGUCAAUUUCGUCUCUCGUCAGCAUAAGGAAUUUAUGAGACUUCGAAGAAGGCAGAGGCGCCAGCACAUGGAGGAAGAUAUCAUCCGAGAAAGUCGCUUCUAUUUCCGUGGCUAUGGCUUGGGCCAGUGCCUGCAGGCAAGGGAUGGAGGCCCAGUAGAAGGUUCUGGCAUGUAUAGCCCCCAACCUCCAGCGCCUCUUCUGAGAGAGGGAGAAACCAUGCGGAAACUCUAUGUGGACCGAGCCAAGAAAAUUGACACCAUUUCCCGGGCUGUCUUCCCUUUCACUUUCCUCAUCUUUAAUAUCUUCUACUGGGUUGUGUAUAAAGUGUUACGGGCAGAAGAUAUCCACCAGGCACUGUGAAUAGGGUUGGGUCUGUGAAGUCCAGCUCGGUUUCCUGUUUGCUUCUGGGUGGGCUCUCCUUCGCCCUUAGAUUCCAUCAGGGGAUUUGACAGUUCCUUCCCAAUUCCCAAUUCAAAACAUAAACUUACCUGUCCUACAGCUGUGUUAUCCUACAUUGCAUGGUGCCAUGGUGGCUGUACUUAGAAGGAUGGCUCAUUCACCCUAACUCAAACUUUCUCCAUAUUUUCCCAUUGCUCAUCAGACUGAGCUUUGCGUUCCUGGAGCCAGUAUAAACUCUCGCACUUGCUGGUGCCUCUCUAUUUUACAAUAUGCUGGAGAAUUUUCAGACCAAUGUUACUAGAUUCUCACAUUUGUCAUCUUUUUUUAAUUUUAUGAUACACUCCCAUAGGCUCUGAGAUUUCCCCUCCUCCCUUCCCCAGAUCCCCUCCCCCAUCUGUUUCCCCCCAUAUUAUUUACAAUAGUAUAGUCCUUUUAAAACAGUCUGAAGUCCAUCAUUCUGCCAUUGUCAUAAUCUGCACUACUCCUCACCCUACUGCCUCCCAGUCAAGAGUCUGGACUUUGCCCUGUCCUUUGUCUCUCCUAUUGCAGAAUAAAAUGGGGUAUCUUUCCCAUCCAUAAGGGCAGCCCAGUGUGACUCCAUAAGGCUUCUUUGGGGGUGACAGGAGGACAAGUCACACGUUAGCCACCUCCCAACAAAGUUUGGAACACUCAUGGGCUGCCCUGGGGUGGGAAGCUAUGUUUUAUGUUCCAAAAGAGUGGUGUUUGAGCUUCUGGAAGACCCAAACUGUCAGAAUUGAGGCAGGAACUUUGAACUCUCAGGAAAAUCCUUCCAGAUCCUACUAAACUUUCUGAUUUCAUACUA